Messenger RNA from Callithrix jacchus (white-tufted-ear marmoset), 799 nucleotides. NCBI's taxonomy places the organism in Eukaryota, Metazoa, Chordata, Mammalia, Primates, Cebidae. The record is from RefSeq and is a predicted model, not a curated record.
AUGGCUGGUGGAAUGGAGGUGUUGGGGCCAGUUAGGCAGUGUGUGGAGUGCCGGAGCUCGCCAGCAUAUCAAGCGUUUGCAGAACGGCUGGCCCCGGGGGUCACUCAGUUCGGCAACAAGUACAUCCAGCAGACCAAGCCCCUCACUCUGGAGCGUACCAUCAACCUGUACCCUCUUACCAGUUAUACUUUUGGUACAAAAGAACCCCUCUAUAAGGACAGCUCUGUUGCAGCCAGAUUUCAGCGCAUGAGGGAAGAAUUUGAUAAAAUUGGAAUGAGGAGGACUGUAGAAGGGGUUCUGAUUGUACAUGAGCACAUCGUGUACCCCGUGUGUUACUGCUACAGCUGGGAACAACUUUCUUCAAACUACCUGGUGGUGAACUUAACCCAGGAGAAGAUGAAGUUGAAGAACUAAAACGCUAAAUGACAGAGAUACUGGGUCGUCAGGAUGGAGUUCUGCAAGACUGGGUCAUUGACAACUGCAUUGGUAACUGGUGGAGAACAAAUUUUGAACCUCCUCAGUAUCCAUACAAUGCCUAAGGAACAUAAGUAGUUUCUGGUUCAGCUUCAAGAAAAAGCUUUGUUUGCAGUCCCUAAAAAUUAUAAGCUGGUAGCUGCACCAUUGUUUGAAUUGUAUGACAAUGCACCAAGAUAUGGACCCAUCAUUUCUAGUCUCCCUCAGCUGUUGAGCAGGUUCAGUUUUACAUACCUGAAUUCCUGCGCAGUGGAGAAGUUAAAGGAGCUGCUUGUCUCUGUGAGCACAGCUAUACACAGUGUAGAAUAAAUGUGGUAGAAAAGUU